AUGGUCUCACAAAGAGGCUGGAUAGCGGAUCGCUUGAGAUCAGGGCAUGAGUUCAAGAUCGGGGAUGACAUCUGGAUGCUUUCUGGGAGCCCGAUUAAGGAAUCACAAUACACAUACUUCUCGAGAGCGGUCUUCGAAUGCAAGAUUGUGCACAAGAGAGAAGGGAUUCCAUCUCAUGCAAUCGUUAAGAUCUGGAUGCAAACCCAAAAGAUUGCACCUCUCGAUCCACGUCAUAGACGCAAUUCCCAUGAUAGUGGCGAUUCGUCUCAUGGCAGCGAUUCACCUCCUUCUAAUAGCGACUCACCUCCUCUUGGUAGCGAUCCGGAUGCCGGUAGCAACUCGGAUUUCGUUUUCAAACAAGAUUGGGACAGGGAGCUGGAAUGUCUGAAUAUAAUGAAGAAGGGCUACGAUGAAAUGAAAGCCGCCGCAGUCAAAGAAAAGGUGGAACUACUAUCCAAACCUUUUCCGCACGCCAUUGGAUUGGCCGUUGAAAAGCAGGAACAAAAUUUUCCCGUUCAAGGAGGUUAUCUGGUCUAUCUGGUUAUGGAAAAAUUGCCAGGUGAUUGCAUAACAGAGUAUGAAUUUUGGCAGUGGACGAAAAGCGAACGUGACGAUUUUCGACGGGCUUUCGAACAAUCAGCACAAUUGAUCGAGAAACUUGGUGUUGAGAACAUCGACAAAGCAAUGAGAAACCUACUAUGGGAUAAACAAAACAAUAAAUGUUACUUGAUCGACUGGGAAAAUUGGACAACAUGUAAUCCCGACGACCCUUACCCCCUUCCAGAUUUGCAAUGUCAAUACGACAUGAUCCGAGAUUUAGGGCCGAGAAUGGGACAAGACCGUUGGGAUACAGAUUAA
This is a messenger RNA of Sclerotinia borealis F-4128, 858 nucleotides long. NCBI's taxonomy places the organism in Eukaryota, Fungi, Ascomycota, Leotiomycetes, Helotiales, Sclerotiniaceae. The record is from the annotation of a GenBank genome assembly.